Phragmites australis (common reed) is the source of this 1103-nucleotide messenger RNA. RefSeq lists its product as uncharacterized. The record is from RefSeq and is a predicted model, not a curated record. NCBI's taxonomy places the organism in Eukaryota, Viridiplantae, Streptophyta, Magnoliopsida, Poales, Poaceae. Bases 275 to 565 code for a protein of 96 amino acids. The transcript has a single exon.
ACUGUGGAGCCGUGGAGGGAUGGGUGCACACACCCCACCUACAUAAAACCCUUUGCAGUUUUGCAGCAGCGAGAACCUCGGCUACCUGCAGCUAUGAGCUUUUACCCGCUUUGACUCCACUCUAGUCGCUCCACUGCCUCCUCCUCCUCCUCCUCCUCCUCCCAACAGCCAGCUUAGCUCGAUCCACACGUCAAAACCUUCGCUUGUUAGUUAAGCUUGCCGCGCCGCGUCAUCGGCCGUCACUGUCCGUCGGCGGCUAGCUGCACGCGGCCACAUGAGGAGGCGGUGGUCUCGCGCGGCCGUGGUCGCGUGCUUAGUGCUCCUCGCGGCCGCGGCCGCCUGCGUGGCCGAGUCGCGCGCUGUUCCCAGCACCAGCAGCGAGGGAAGCGCCAGCGACGCUGCAGCCGCCCGCGACAGCGGCAGGAGGAGUGCUUUUGAUGUAAUGGUCGUCGGCCUCGUCAGCAUCGGGCUUGGCCGGCGGUGGCGCGCCGGCGGCGGCGGCGAGCUGGUCGACGAGGCCAAGCGGCGCGUGCCGACGGGGCCCAACCCGUUGCACAACAGAUGAGUAGCUAGCUUAGCAACUCAUUACUGCGGCUUGCUGUCGCGUCGCUUGGCUGGCGCAGGCCAUUGCCAUCACUGGGCGCGCAAGCUGAUCUUGCGUGCGUGCAUGGCGAGGAGGAGAAGAAUGAGAAGGAGAAGAGAUGAGCGAGUAUUACUACUCCCUUCUGCUUCCCUUUCUUCUUUUUUCCCUAGUUUUUUUUCUUCUUUUUUGUUGAUUUUUCCCCUUUGUAUUGAUUGGCUUGCGAAGUGAUCAGCAAGGCUAUUCUGUUGAUUGAAAGAGAUAGAGAUACGAGUAUAGUGUUUCUUGCUUACCUUAGUCAUAUUUUCAUUUUCUUGAUCUAUUGUGCUGGUAUAUAUAUAUUGAUCUUAGUUGUUGAUUUGCAUCUACUGGCCGCUGUAAAAUGUUUGAGCGAGCUUUCACUUCUCUUUCUUCGUACUGUUCUCCGGGAAAUAGUGGACCGUACUAGGAGUGCACCUGUGCACAGGAGGACUGCGGAAAAGCUAAUUUUUGUCUAGGAAAAAUAAGAGAUAGACAAAAUUGU